Molecule: messenger RNA, 279 nt
Organism: Pyricularia oryzae 70-15
Lineage: Eukaryota; Fungi; Ascomycota; Sordariomycetes; Magnaporthales; Pyriculariaceae
Exons: 3
Coding region: 76-279 (67 amino acids)
Source: RefSeq, a predicted model, not a curated record
GCCCAAUCCAAGCUUCGGGCCCGAGAUUCUCGAUAUCAUUCGGGGGACGCAGAGCCCAAUAGUGCCUUGGCCAUCAUGGCCCGCAUUGUGGUCAUUCGCGAUAGAGGGGGUGAACGUCGCAAUUCGGGCCGUUCGUUGGGCAACAGGGGUUCUUUCUAUCUUGCUCCCGUUAGAAAGCGGGGAACCAGCCCGAGCUUCGGCCAAGUAGCGACCUGCGUACGGAAUAUCCCCGGCUGGCUGUGGAUCAACGGCCAACCUGCUGAGGCCAUGAUCUCGUGA